CUCUUCUCUAGUCGUUGUUUUUCUCGCUGCUGUGUAGUGGACGGACCACAAAACUGUCUCACACGAAUGAACCAACCGGACAAGCCACGAUACGCUCUGGUGACUGUCGGGACGACCAGCUUUGACGCGUUGAUCGCUGUCGUCACAAGCAAGUCCUUCCUGGACGUCUUAUGGCGCGUGCAUGGGAUUGGCCGCCUCGUUGUGCAAGUCGGGCGCGGUGCGAUUGCUCCAGAAGACAUUGCCACAGCUCCAUCAGACUCUCACGCUGCGGCAGAAGCGACCUCCAAGCAAGAAGAGCAACCAUCAUUAUCAUCGUCAUCGUCAAGCCAACGACGAGUCACACGAAGCCAGGCGACCAGCGUCAAUGGCGGCUCGGCUGCGUCGGACUCGGCUCGAGGCACCAGUCAUGAUCAUGAUCGCGUUCAGAUUGAAGCAUACAGAUUCAAGCCAUCGCUGAGCAAGGAUAUGGAGCACGCAGAGCUGAUUAUCGCUCAUGGAGGUGCUGGAACUAUUCUCGAGGCAUUACGAGCAGAUCGGAAAUUGAUCGUCGUCAUUAACGAAGACUUGCUGGGCAAUCACCAACACGAGCUCGCAGGCCAGCUCUCGGCAAAUGGCCACCUUCUUCAAACCAGCGUUAAGAAACUCGAACACACCGUUGCAACUGCAAAUCUCGCAGCACUAAAGCCACUCCCGCCAGGAAACCCAGCGCCAUUUGUUAACAUGAUUGAUUCGCUGAUGGGAUUUGCGCCAUAGCAAGCUGUUUUCAUGUGGUCAAUCAUCCUAAUAGAAAGUAG
Capsaspora owczarzaki ATCC 30864 is the source of this 794-nucleotide messenger RNA. RefSeq lists its product as hypothetical. Gene Ontology annotation, biological process: dolichol-linked oligosaccharide biosynthetic process. Bases 67 to 753 code for a protein of 228 amino acids. The transcript is spliced from 3 exons. Lineage: Eukaryota; Filasterea; Ministeriida; Capsasporidae. The record is from RefSeq and is a predicted model, not a curated record. Gene Ontology annotation, molecular function: hexosyltransferase activity.